Molecule: messenger RNA, 1346 nt
Organism: Fopius arisanus
Lineage: Eukaryota; Metazoa; Arthropoda; Insecta; Hymenoptera; Braconidae
Exons: 2
Coding region: 386-850 (154 amino acids)
Source: RefSeq, a predicted model, not a curated record
CGCGCUGUUCGUUAGCUCACCGGCAUUGAUCGUGAAUAUUAAAGACAAGGCUGUCUGAUUCGGUGAACUCGUUCAACUCACUCAACCAAGUGUUGUUAAUCUGUCAUUGAAUUGUUCUCUCAUUUCCCCAUCGGUUAUUCUCUCCGGGAUUCAAGGACAAUGAGAAGCCAGCAACGAAAUUGAGAUGUUCUGAUCGUCGAGACCCUGAAUGAAGACGUUCCCGUUGCACCUUUCACACUGAUUAAUGGCGGCAAAUCGAUUAUCGUCGUGACAGACUGAUCAUGACGGUUCUUAUUGAUAAAUAGACAUUCGAACUCGGGUUCGCUUUGGUUUACGCUACCAGAUUAUUCCAAUAUCUGUGUAUAUUCAUAUUGGCGAGUGUACGAUGAACACCGGUGUGAUUCUAGUCGUGAUUGUGAUGAUGCUGACGUGCCUGGUCAUGACUAAUGGUGGCAAUCAGGAUGCUGAGAGAAAGGUCAAUCGAUUAGGUGCUCACAAGCUACCGGUCAAGAUCAGAGGGACAACAGUUCGCUCAAUUACCAAAGUGCACAAAUCCGGGACGAAACCUUCUCGAAAGAAUCAAACUGCUUCGGUGAACACCACCAAUAUCUCAGAUUCAGAGGAUGGGAAUUUUUUCCAGCUACUCAAACAAGCCGAAUUGAGGGGACGACCGAAAAAAAGUAAGAAGAUGAAGCGCGCCCUGAUGGCUCUCCUCCUGGCCUACAAACUCAAAUUUGCAGCCCUCAUCCCAGCUGUCAUCGGGGGUUUGAUACUGCUGGUGAUGACAACUGGUCUCGCAGGAUUCUUCUUCGCUCUCUUCGCUGCUGUGCUAGGACUCAAAAGCACCUGAGACUUAACGGAUAUUAAUUGAAGGAAGAUGAUGGAAUAAUAAUCGAUGAAGAUUGAAAUACAUUCAUUAUUUUAUUUUACCUCGACGACUCGCGUCCAAUUACAUAAGUUAAAGAUAAAUAAAUACAUAAUUAAUAAAUAUCUGAAUGUUAAGGCUGCUCAUGGCGCCUCGUUUUCUUCUCAUUAAAUGGACUUAUAAGUCAAUCCGAUUAUAAAUCAGACGUUUUACGUUAUAACCUGGAGAUUUUUUACUUCUCUCCAUAAAAUACUAUCAAACUAUUUCAUCGUGGUGAGUAAAGAUAACAUGUAAGAAUCAAAGUUCAGUAAUGCAUAUGUACUAUCGUGCAACAGCUGUGCAAUAAGUGUGUCAUUGGACUCGCUCGACACAUAACGAUCGAUGUUGCAGGUAAAACGGAAUCCAGUUCCGGUUUGCGGGAAAUUUCAGCAAAGCAUGCAUGAUACAAUACCGCUUUACAUAGAAGAGAGAUAAAAAAAAA